This is a messenger RNA of Candoia aspera, 1717 nucleotides long. RefSeq names its product atypical chemokine receptor 4 (gene ACKR4). Bases 187 to 1254 code for a protein of 355 amino acids. Gene Ontology annotation, biological process: positive regulation of cytosolic calcium ion concentration; calcium-mediated signaling; cell chemotaxis. The record is from RefSeq and is a predicted model, not a curated record. The transcript has 2 exons. Lineage: Eukaryota; Metazoa; Chordata; Lepidosauria; Squamata; Candoiidae. Gene Ontology annotation, molecular function: C-C chemokine receptor activity; C-C chemokine binding; scavenger receptor activity. Gene Ontology annotation, cellular component: membrane; external side of plasma membrane.
AGCAGCUGAUUUCCAGGACAGCACAACUAUUACUGAAAAUGAAGAGUGCAAAGACAUUUGUGCACUGGAAUUAAGAGGCGUGGUGUUGGAAGGAAAACAAAAUCCUAAAUCAGAGAACAAAAAACAACAUUCCAGAGGCAGGAAUCAAAACUUCAGCUCCUGCUGCUACAAGAAACAGAUUCCUCCAUGAAGUAUCAUAUAAACAUUUCAGAUGACUACUAUGACUACUAUGACUAUGAUAAGCUGAAUGUUACUUUGGACUAUGCUGUACAUGACAUGAUUUGUGUCAAAGAAGAAGUGAGAUCUUUCAGCCAGUCAUUCCUACCAGCAUUUUACUCUAUUGUUUUCCUUGCUGGAGUUGCUGGAAAUUUCCUAGUGGUAGCAAUCUAUGCCUAUUUUAAAAAAUGGAAGACAAAGACUGAUAUAUACAUUCUUAACUUGGCUAUUGCUGACUUAUUAUUGUUAUUUACUCUUCCAUUUUGGGCUGGAAAUGCUGUUCAUGGAUGGGUGUUUGGCAUACCCUUAUGCAAAAUCACCGCAGCUAUAUAUGCUAUGAACUUUAGCACUAACAUGCAAUUUCUGGCCUGCAUCAGCAUUGAUAGAUACCAUGCUAUCAUCCAACCACAAGGUCAUCCAAUCACAAGGUCAACAAGGAAGCUAUGUUCCUUUGUCUGGAUAGUUGCCUUCUUUCUUUGCGUUCCUGAAUUGACUUUUCGAAUGGUCAUAACUUUCCAUGGCAGAUAUGUAUGUCUUGCCAUGUUUCCUACAAGCUGGGGAAAAAUGGCUAAGAUCAUCAUCGACAUCCUGGAAAUAGCACUGAGUUUUGUUUUGCCUCUCCUUAUCAUACUUAUCUGCUACUCAGCUAUAGCCAGAAUUCUCCUCAAAAGCUCCAGAGCUAAAAAAUCCCAGCCUCUGAAAGUCCUUGCAGCAGUUGUCAUUGUCUUUAUCCUCACCCAGCUGCCUUACAAUAUCUUGAAGCUUUGGAAAACCAUUCAUGUGAUCUUCCAUCUGAUCCAGGACUGUGGUACAAUAAAAAUCACUGAUGUUGCAUUGCAAGUAAGUGAGACUCUCGCACUGUUUCACAGCUGCCUGAAUCCUAUCCUGUUUUUUUUUAUGGGAACCUCUUUCAAAAUGCAUAUCAUCAACAUAGCAAAACAUUAUGGGUGCUGGAAAAGACAAGACAGCAUGAUAACUGAAGAGAUCCCAAUGGACUGUGAAGAUUCUGCAGAACAAACAAAUAGCUUUACAAUUUAGAAAAGGAAGAGAACAUUUUUUUUCAUGUUAGCUGCUCAGCAUCUAUCUGAAAUUUCAGAAAGGUCAUGUCAUUUAUUACUAAAACUACUAGGUUUAAGCAAAAUCAUUGCUACUUGAUCAUACGUACAUAUAUACAUACGCCUCCAUUAUGCUUUUCCCUUUCAGGGUAAGCCAUGUUAUGCAAAGGAGUAAGAAAUAGUAAGGCAAAGAAAUUACAGAAAUGAGAUCCGAAAAAGAAAGAAGUUAAAUUUAGUUUACACUAACCCCAUUCACUUUAUCUCUCCAUAUUUUUCUAGUCUUGCAAUUAUCACAUGCUAUUUCCUUGAGAUUGUCUCUUUUAGAACUUAUGGGAUCUAGCCUUGAUAAUUAACUUUUUUGGCAUUUCACCAAUAACAGCUUGGUGUUACUUGCCUUUGCUAUUUUGGGAAAGCGCUACCCUUUAAAGUAAUGAAAUAGAUGCAAA